CUUCUCUCCCAUAAAACAAAAAAACAGCAAGGUUCAACCAUUGACGUCCGCAUCCCUGUUCUGUUUGCUCCCUCCGUCGUCGCAUCCGUGUCGUCAGCGGUUUGGUCAAGCUUAACGCGAGAUAAACCACAAAACACCUUCGUCGCAACACCAAAAGUUACUUAUUCCAACUUUCUUACUCCCAACAAACCCAGUGGAAACAUUACUUCACCACCGAAUAUUCUAUUUAAUCUUUAAUCUUCCCUACCUGGAGAACAGUUUGACUGCAAAGAUUUGUUCAUAAUAAACUUGAAUAGUCGUCCACAGUCCAUAGACCACCGCGACGCUCCAAACGCGUCUCCAAUUCACCAAAUCUUCACUGGAGUGAGCUCGACACUCUCGAGCGUAUACGCCGAGCAAUGGCCCAAUUCCUUGAUCGGUACCGCAUUAUUGAAGCCCAAAAAGAAGACUCUGUCAGUUUUAUAAAGGAUCUACUUGUCUACAUUGAUAAACUCGAAAACGACCUCCGCGGCGAGAACGAUCGCCUUUUGAAAGAGCUAGAAGAUGCACAGCUUGACUUGGACGAUGCCAGACGUAGUCGUAGGGAGAUGCAGCAGCAGUUGACUGUUACAAGCCAGCGACUGGGACAAUAUAAUACCGAUAAUGAAUUUCUGAAGCACCGAAAUCCCUACAUAAUUGUGUUAAUUGACGGUGAUGGUACCAUUUUCCACGAAGAAUAUAUACGACAAGGUCUUGAAGGCGGUAAAAAGGCAGCCAAUGCCCUCCGAAACGCCGCUCUGGAACAAUGCCCCAAUAUAUCCGACGACGUCGAAGUUAUAGCUAAAAUCUUUGCGAACGUUUCUGGCCUGGCUAAAGCUAUGGGGCGCGUUGGCGUACUGGAUAAUCCUCAGGAUCUGCGCGAGUUCACGUUAGGCUUUACGCAGGGCAAGGCCUCGUUUGACUUUAUUGAUGUUGGCCAUGGCACGGAGAGGGCGGAUUCAAAGAUUAGAGAGGCCACAAGAUGGAAUAUUCGAAACCACAACUGCAAACAAAUCCUCCUCGGCGUCUCGCACGACGCCGGCUACGCCCCCUUCCUCGACGAAGUCCUGCGCGACGAAUCCACCACCCGCCGCGUCUCCAUUAUCGAGGGAACCCCCAUCGUUCGCGAGCUCGCCGCCACUGGCACCCGCGUCCUAAACUUUGACCAUAUAUUCCGCAACGAUAAGCUCAUCGAGCGCCAAUCCCCCUAUAGCCAAUUCCAGCAGCUGUCCCACGGCCUGCCCCCGGCGCAGCUCCAAGCCAUAGUCAACGGCCGCAAUCAGAGCCCUACGCCACCAAAUACCUGGGCCGGCGUUACUAGCAUCCCCCUUACAACUCCUCCUCCCAUGGUUUUCCCCGUGACUCUCAAGAACGGCACCUCUGGCGCCUUCGCAGCCGCAGCUGUCAACGUCGUCACGCCCCAUCCCAAACUCGACGACUGGGUGCCUGGAGACCGCGGUUUGGAUCCGACUCUCACCAUCUCCGCCGUCGUCCUGGAGCGCACCAAGCGCCGCGCCGGAAACACAAAGCUAUGCAAUAACCACUACCUCCGCGGCCCGUGCCCCAAGGGCGACGAAUGCGUCUUCGAGCACAGGCACAAAGCUAGCGAAGAGGAGCUCAAAGCCAUCGCCUACCUAACCCGGUUGAACCCUUGCGUGAAUGGCCAGGACUGCGAUGUCGAGUACUGCAUCUACGGACAUCAUUGUCCGAGCGUCGGGCUGAAUCUCGCGGCUGUGGGGGGGAAUGGGAAGGGUGAGGAGGGGGUUUGUGCGGCGUUUGGGUGUCGGUUUGGGGCUGAUGGGCAUCCGCUGGGGACGGUUAUAAGACAUCCGAAGAAGUGGGAUAAGGAGUAUUAUUAGGCUCUCUCUCUCCCUCUUGUGGGGGAGGGGGGGUUACAACCAACACAGCAAACAGCAAUGGGUGUGGGGAGAUAGAUGUUUAAGUUUAAUUUUAGUUUAUUUAUGUGCUGAGGCAAGGCACCUGACAUGUUUGAUUGAUGGUCGGGAUAUUUGGGUGGGAGGCCUCCCAAGGGACAAACAGAUUGAGCAUUUGCUGAGGGUGGUGGACAUAUCUUGAUCGAAGAGAGAUUUGAAGGAGACGCGGAGGAUACUUUAUUCUCAGAUCGAGAGGACGGGCUGGAAGGGGGAACCAAACUCGAUCGAUAUGUUUGUCAUCCCAACGAAUGGGAUAUUACAUUACUUCGUACUUUAAAACGCUGAGCUUAGCUAGUUAAAAAAAUGUCAAGAGCUACAAACGAUGCCCAGC
Messenger RNA from Pseudogymnoascus destructans, 2283 nucleotides. RefSeq lists its product as uncharacterized. The transcript is spliced from 5 exons. The record is from RefSeq and is a predicted model, not a curated record. Lineage: Eukaryota; Fungi; Ascomycota; Leotiomycetes; Thelebolales; Thelebolaceae. The coding region runs from base 399 to 1877 and encodes 492 amino acids. Gene Ontology annotation, molecular function: metal ion binding.